GGACGCGGCCCUAGUGGCUGCUCGCGGGGUGGCCCCCGCUCCGGCUCCGCCCCGUUUCCCGCACCUCGCCCCUCCCCCCCACUUCGUCCCGCAGCCCUGUGGCCGCGAAGCUGAGUUGGGCUCCCCUGUUCCAGACUUGUGCAGAGCCGGUGGAGAGGUUGGGCUUUUCAGUGGAAGCAGCAUCCCUGCAGUCUGGGACCUGGCGGAGGGCGUCUCCACUCUGGGGGAAGCAAAGGACCCGCCCUGACCUAGCCUGGCCCAGCCUGGUCCUGCCCGGCCUGAGCGCCCCGCCCAGGAGCUGACUCUGAGGCAGGGGCCACUGGGGUUCCAGAGCGUGGCCGCCAUGGACAAGAUCUUGGAGGCGGUGGUGACGUCAUCAUACCCCGCGAGCGUGAAGCAAGGGCUGGUGCGCCGCGUGCUGGAGGCGGCGCGGCAGCCGCUGGAGCGGGAGCAGUGCCUGGCGCUGCUGGCGCUGGGCACGCGCCUCUACGUGAGCGGCGCCGACGAGCUGCCCCGCCGCGUGGGCUGCCAGCUGCUGCACGUGGCCGGCCGCCACCACCCAGAAGUCUUCGCCGAAUUUUUCAGCGCGCGCCGCGUGCUGCGCCUGCUGCAGGGAGGCGCCGGGCCGCCGGGCGCCCGCGCGCUGGCCUGCGUGCAGCUCGGCCUGCAGCUGUUGCCUGAGGGGCCCUCGGCCGAUGAGGUGUUUGCGCUGCUGCGGCGCGAGGUGCUGCGCACCGUAUGUGAGCGCCCGGGGCCCGCGGCCUGUGCGCAGGUGGCGCGGCUGCUGGCGCGGCACCCGCGCUGCAUCCCCGACGGCCCUCACCGCCUGCUCUUCUGCCAGCAGCUUGUGCGCUGCCUCGGCCGCUUCCGCUGCCCGGCCGACGGCGAGGAGGGCGCCGUGGAGUUCCUGGAGCAGGCCCAGCAGGUGAGCGGGCUCCUGGCGCAGCUGUGGCGCGCGCAGCCCGCCGCCAUCCUGCCCUGCCUCAAGGAGCUGUUCGCCGUCAUCUCCUGCACAGAGGAGGAGCCACCAUCUAGCGCCCUGGCCAGUGUGGUCCAGCACCUCCCAUUGGAGCUCAUGGAUGGUGUCGUCCGGAACCUCAGCAAUGAUGACAGUGUGACCGACUCCCAGAUGCUGACUGCCAUCAGCAGGAUGAUCGACUGGGUGUCCUGGCCCCUGGGGAAGAACAUUGACAAGUGGAUCAUUGCACUGCUGAAGGGCCUGGCCGCUGUUAAGAAGUUCAGCAUCUUGAUCGAGGUGUCACUCGCCAAAAUUGAGAAGGUUUUCUCCAAGCUUCUGUAUCCCAUUGUCCGGGGAGCCGCCUUGUCUGUCCUCAAGUAUAUGCUCCUGACCUUCCAGCACUCCCAUGAGGCCUUCCACCUGCUCCUCCCUCACAUCCCCCCAAUGGUGGCCUCUCUGGUCAAGGAGGACUCCAACUCGGGGACCAGCUGCCUGGAGCAGCUGGCGGAGCUGGUCCACUGCAUGGUGUUCAGGUUCCCGGGCUUCCCGGAUCUGUACGAACCCGUCAUGGAGGCCAUCAAGGACCUCCAUGUUCCCAAUGAGGACCGAAUCAAGCAGCUGCUGGGGCAGGAUGCCUGGACCUCGCAGAAGAGUGAGCUGGCUGGCUUCUACCCCCGGCUCAUGGCCAAGUCAGACACUGGCAAGAUUGGUUUAAUCAAUCUGGGCAACACGUGCUAUGUGAACAGCAUCCUUCAGGCCUUGUUCAUGGCUUCCGAUUUCAGACACUGUGUCCUCCGUUUGACUGAGAACAACUCCCAGCCCUUGAUGACCAAGCUGCAGUGGCUCUUCGCCUUCCUGGAGCACAGCCAGCGGCCUGCCAUUUCUCCAGAGAACUUUCUAUCUGCAUCCUGGACACCCUGGUUCAGCCCUGGCACCCAGCAGGACUGUUCGGAGUACCUGAAGUACCUGCUGGAUCGGCUGCAUGAAGAAGAGAAAACUGGGACGAGGAUCUGCCAAAAGCUCAAGCAGUCCAGCUUGCCCUCCCCGCCCGAGGAGCCCCCUAGCCCGAGUCCAACCUCUGUGGAGAAGAUGUUCGGAGGCAAGAUUGUGACUCGGAUAUGCUGUCUCCGCUGCCUUAACAUCUCCACCAGGGAGGAGGCCUUCACGGACCUCUCUCUCGCCUUUCCCCCGCCCGAGCGCUGCCGCCGCCGCCGCCUGGGCUCAGUGAUGCUCCCUGCAGAGGACGUCGGCGCCCGGGACCUCCCUUCGCCAUCGCGAGCCCAGGCGCCAAGCAGGGCGGCUCCUCAGAGGCAGAGGAAACACUGCAUCACAGGGGACGUUCCCCCCACCGUCCUGAACAUUGAAGGUCUGGGCCCCCAGGGCCCCGGGGGGCAGAGCAGUCAGGAGGAGGCAGCAAAGGGGGAGGAAGAGAAGGAGGAGAAGGCGGAGAAGGUGGAAAAGGAGGAGGAGAAAGUGGAGGAGGAGGCCGAGAAGGAGGAGGAGGCCGAGAAGGAGAAGGAGGCCGAGAAGGAGAAGGAGGCCAAGAAGGAGAAAGAGGCCGAGAAGGAGGAGGACGGCCUGGGCCCAGGGACCCUCAGAAAUGCUUCUACCCCCUCUGGGGAGGGUUCCCGCUCGGUCCUGGACCUGGUCAACUACUUCCUGUCGCCCGAGAGGCUGACGGCAGAGAACCGCUACCGCUGCGAGUCGUGCGCCUCCCUGCAGGACGCCGAGAAGGUGGUGGAGCUGAGCCAGGGGCCGCGCUACCUCAUCCUGACCCUGCUGCGCUUCUCCUUCGACCUGCGCACCAUGCGGCGCCGCAAGAUCCUGGACGACGUCUCCAUCCCCCUGCUGCUGCGGCUGCCGCUGGCCGGGGGCCGGGGCCAGGCCUACGACCUCUGCAGCGUCGUGGUGCACUCCGGGGUGUCCUCGGAGAGCGGCCAUUACUACUGCUACGCCCGCGAGGGUGUGGCCCGCCCAGCCCCGAACGCGGGAGCGGCCGAGGGGCCGGAGCCCAACAACCAGUGGUACCUGUUCAACGACACCCGGGUGUCCUUCUCCUCCUUUGAGUCUGUCAGCAACAUCACCUCCUUCUUCCCCAAGGACACCGCCUACGUGCUCUUUUAUCGGCAGCGGCCCCGGGAGGGGCCUGAGCCCGAGCCCGGCUCUCCCCGAGCCCGGGCAGAGCCCACCCUCCACAAAGACUUGAUGGAAGCCAUUUCCAAAGACAACAUCCUUUUCCUGCAGGAGCAGGAGAAGGAGGCGCGGAGCAGGGCGGCCUACAUCUCUGCGCUCCCCACAUCUCCACACUGGGGGCGGGGCUUUGACGAAGACAAAGAUGAGGAUGAAGGCCCUCCGGGGGGCUGCAGCCCUGCAGGUGGCAGCGGUGGUGACUUCCACAGACUGGUCUUCUAAUGGGAACCCUCAUCCCCUGGCCUGCUAAGCACUUGUGCGGGUGCCACAGGCAACCUCAGUGGCGGGGGUGGGGCCCAGGUCCCGGGCAGAGGUGCUCGGCCAGGUGGGGUCUGAGGGAGGCUGCUCAGGUCCAGUCCUAAAGGCAGGCCCUUCUGAGGGCCGGCCAGAGAGAUGGAGCGGGGGCUUCUGGGCCCCUGCCCUCAGCCUGAAGGGCACACGGAGACUCACUCAGAUACAGAGGUGAGACCCAAGCCCCUUAAACCGGGCCUCCGGGCCCGACACUGGGAUCAGCCCCGUUAAGACUUACUGACGACAGACACCCAAGUGUCCUGGUCAGCUGGAAGCAGCUGAGAUGGACACUCUCUGGGCCUUGUCCCCUACCCCCUGCAGGCUAUCCCACAGGGCUGAACGUCACAGCGCUGGUGUUUUGCCAUCAAGUAGCAGUUCCUUCCCAGCUCCUUUCAGACAAUCAUCUUGUUUCUCUGUAGUAUACAAAGCAGAGGCGGAUCCAACCCUAGCACAAAGAAGGCGGCUGUGUGUCACCCCUCUGGCUGCCUUCUGGUGUCUCUGAGGGGCCUGAGGCAACGUCUGUGGGUGCCUACACUGUUUGUUUGUACUUUUUUUUGAGAGGCGUGUAGGUGGGAAGCAGCCUGGCACAGGACCAGAGCCUGUCCUCCCGACACCAAGCAACAACGCACAGCGGGGAGGACAGCCUCUUAAGCCUCUCUCCUGCCUCAGUGCCUGAGAUGCCACCAUUUGCAUCCCCCUUCUGGUUACGAGAGAGCGAGUCCUUAGUUUCCUGCAAGUAGGUUUGUUUGUUUGUGUUUCUCACGACGUCUGUCCUGAGGGAAGCUGGCUGGCUCAGCGCCUCAGCAGUUGGCCAUCAUCGUGGGGCCGGUCUGGGGAGGAGCAGAUAGUGACCUCAUUGUGCCCUGACACUGCUGUACCCCUUCUAAGUGAAGAGAAGAGAACCAGGGUCUCCAACAGGAAUAAAACUAGGUUCUCGGAAGCCUUGAAA
Molecule: messenger RNA, 4388 nt
Organism: Mesoplodon densirostris (Blainville's beaked whale)
Lineage: Eukaryota; Metazoa; Chordata; Mammalia; Artiodactyla; Ziphiidae
Gene: USP35
Product: ubiquitin specific peptidase 35
Exons: 11
Coding region: 344-3370 (1008 amino acids)
Biological process (GO): protein deubiquitination
Cellular component (GO): nucleus; cytosol
Molecular function (GO): cysteine-type deubiquitinase activity; cysteine-type endopeptidase activity
Source: RefSeq, a predicted model, not a curated record